Acanthamoeba castellanii str. Neff is the source of this 1347-nucleotide messenger RNA. RefSeq names its product transcriptional regulator, SARP family protein. NCBI's taxonomy places the organism in Eukaryota, Discosea, Longamoebia, Acanthamoebidae. The record is from RefSeq and is a predicted model, not a curated record. The transcript is spliced from 7 exons. Bases 1 to 1347 code for a protein of 448 amino acids.
AUGGUGGCAUCGCCUUCGUCGCCCAACGACUUUGUGGGGCGGGAGCGGGAGCUGCAGCAGAUCACCGAGUUCGUGGACGCCAACCACCCGCGGCACGGCAAGCCCCGCGCUACCAACCUCGUCAUCCUCCUCUACGGUCUCCCCGUGGUGGGUAAAUCCGCCCUCGCUCGGCGUCUGAUGGCGGAGUUUGCGGAGCGGUAUCCGGACUUCCACUUCCAGAUCAACAUGAAGGGCGUGGCGUCGGCGUCGGGCUACAUCUCCCUCACCGACGCCAUGGUGGGCGUCAUCCGCUCCGUACACCCGACCCUGACCCUCCCCCUUGACAACCUGCCCGCCAUCCGCGGGAUCUACGAGUCGUGCUUCAAGGGACGGCAGUGCAUGCUGCUGAUCGAGAACGUGGGCUCGGUGGAGCAGAUCACGCCCCUCCUGCCCGUCACCUCCAAGUCCUGCCUCGCCGUCGCCACCUCGCGCAAGGACCUCUCCCUUGACAUCGCCCUCGGCACCGAGACAACGCUGUCGGUGAAGCUGAGUGCCAUGACGCCUGGCGACGCCGCGCAGCUGGUGCAGAGCCUGCUGCCCCACGCGUCUGCCGACGAGGCGCGCGAGCUGGCGCGGCUGUGUGGAGACCUGCCGCUGCCCAUUCGCCUCAUCGGCGGUCUGAUGGCGAUGCUGGAGAGCUCGCUGGGCGUAGCCGACGAGGAGUAUCCGCCCGAAGUCUACGACGCGAUGCGCUCCCUUUGCCUCUUCCCGGCCACCUUCGACGGCUGUGCCGCUACGGCCCUCCUGGACAAGACGUACGAGGAAGCGGAGGACAUAUUGGGGGUGCUGCUGGAGUAUUCGCUGCUGGACUUUGACCUGGCGACUGGGCGCUACCACAUGAACGAUCUCGUCCGCAGCCACGCCCUGCACAAGGCCCUCGCCGCCGACGCCCACGUCGUGGAGGCCCUGCGGGAGCGCUUCGUGCGGUACUUCCUGGGCCAGCUGAGCACCUGCCGCGCCCUGCUGGUCCAGCAGCCUGGCCCCGCCGCUGACGACCCCUCGCGGGGCGACACCUCUUCUUCUUCAGCGGCCAAGGAGCGCGCCACGCUGCUCUUCACACGCGAGCGAUACAACUUUGACGCCUGCGCCAAGUUCCUCCGCCAGAGCCCCGCCCUCGGCCAGGGCGCACUCGCGCUGGAGUUCGCCGAGACGCUCGCGGCCGUCACGUGCUGCUUAGGCCACACCGCCGCCACGCCCUCUCUAUCGGCAGUUGCACCCACGCCGACACCUCUGAUGGCGGCCCCUUCCGCCGCCGCUGCAGCGGUGGUACCACGGGACGACCCGGCGGCAGAACCCAAGACCGGCUGA